AUGAUCACUAGUCAUUAUCCAACACUGGUGCACAUUCUUCCGAUUACAGCAACUCCUCAUUCAACGACCGGAUUCCUCCGUAAUGAUGUGGUCCCAUAUUUUAUCUUCGGCCUAUCUCCCUCGCUAUCCUUCCUUCCUGACAUUCGUCUCGCUCUUCACCCUCGACAUCUUUUUUUCCUUUUUCUGUUGAUUUUUUUUUCACUUUCUCUUUCUCGUGGUCAAGUUUUUUUUUAUCUAUCUAUCUAUCUAUCUAUCUAUCUAUCUAUCGUGGUCCCUUCAUAUCUAUCUAUCUAUCUAUCUAUCUAUGUCAAUUUUUAUUGCUGUAAUCUAUCUAUCUAUCCAAGUCUGUUCGUAUCUAUCUAUCUAUCUAAGUCUGUUCAUAUCUAUCUAUCUAUCUAUCUAUCUAUCUAUCUAUCUAUCCAAGUGUCUUCAUAUCUAUCUAUCUAUCUAUCUAUCUAUCUAUCUCAAUAUAUAUUUAUAACUGGGAAACUACACUCUCUAGCUAUUCUCCCUCACUUUUCUUCUAUUAUGCUCCCUACCUAUCAAUCUGUCCUGUUCUAUUUAUCUAUCUGUCUCUUUAUAUCUCUCUGUGUCUCUGCUCUCUCUCACUCACUCACUCACUCUCUCUCUCUCUCUCUCACUCUUUCUACCUAUCUAUCUCUGUAUCUAUCUCUUUCUAUCUCUCUAUUUCUCUCUAUAUAUCUUCAAUUACUUAUUUUUCUCUAUAUAUCUAUGCUUACUUUCACAUCACCCGUAAUUCUAACAACAUAUCUAUCUAUCUAUCUAUCUAUUAAUCUAUCUAUCUACUAUCACGUUCGCUAUGUGUCUAUUCCUAUCUAUCUAUCUAUCUAUCUAUCUAUCUAUCAUAUAACUAUUUAUCUAUUUUUCUAUCUCUCUCGCCAUCUAUCACUCUAUCUCCCUAUCUAUAAUCACGUUCGCUAUCUAUCUAUCUCUCUAUCUCUUUCUUUCUUUCUUUCUUUCUUUCUUUCUUUCUUUCUCCUAAAAUCUCUCUAUCUCUCAUAUAACUAUCUAUUUUUCUAUCUCUCUUGCCAUCUAUCCCUCUAUCUCUCUAUUUGCUAUCACGCUCGCUAUCCCUCCCUCUAUCUCUGUCUCUCUCACUCUCUCAUCCUCUCUCUAUCUAUCAAUCAUAUAACUAUCUAUUUUUCUAUCUCUCUCACCAUCUCUCUAUCUGCUAUCCCGCUCGCUAUCCCUCUCUCUAUCUCUGUCUCUCUCUCUCUAUCUAUCUAUCUAUCUUUCUAUCUAUCUGAUUAUCUCUGUCCCUCUUAUCUCUAUCUGUCUUUCUAUCUCUCUAUCUCUCUAUCUCCAACCGAGUCCCCGCUAGAUUCAUCAUUCUUCUCGCUGUCGGCUUCUGUUGCACUUCUUAUAUUAUUCGUCAGGCUGUUCAGUUGUCUGUCCGACCCGUUGUCCAGCCAAUGA
Molecule: messenger RNA, 1437 nt
Organism: Acanthosepion pharaonis
Lineage: Eukaryota; Metazoa; Mollusca; Cephalopoda; Sepiida; Sepiidae
Source: the annotation of a GenBank genome assembly